Echinostoma caproni is the source of this 492-nucleotide messenger RNA. The record is from the annotation of a GenBank genome assembly. Lineage: Eukaryota; Metazoa; Platyhelminthes; Trematoda; Plagiorchiida; Echinostomatidae.
AUGGAUCAGGGCGUGAUUUGGUCUUUUAAAUGUUCGUUUCGGAAACAUUUACUGGAAUAUGUUUUGUCUUUGAUCGAAGAUGAGCAACCCAUCAUGAAAGCCGAGGUGGACAUUCGCAUGGCAAUGCAUCUGGUCAAGAAAGCUUGGGUGUCUGUGCGCCCACACGUACUAAUCAACGCUUUCAUGAACGCAGGGUUCAAAUCCACAUUGAUUCAGACGGUGAUGCAGCCACCAGAGGAUAAAUGUGAUCUGAUCGAGGACUUUACACAUUAUGAAUUCGUUUCGCAUCAAGCUAAGCAUGGCAAAGAAGAUGACGAAUGUGACGCAGUGAAUGCGCCGGAAGUUAUCUCAAUCAAAGAGGUGCAGAAGUUAUUGGAUCAAUUGAAGCUCUUUGCCUUGGCUAAUGCUCGGAGUUCGGGUCGAUUAUUGGAGUGUACAAUUGAUUUAGGCAGUGCGUUUGUUGAUUUCCUACGGAGAGCCAAGCUAAGAUAA